GAGAAUCCGCCUGCUGCGGAUUGCUGCGAGGUCUGCGAAUCCGCCAGACCUGGCAGCGGUUGGACCUGUGCGUUCUGUACCCUUCUGAAUCCAAAUGGAAGAGCAAGUUGCGAGGCGUGCGGACAGGCCCGGGCGCCGGCGGCUUCAGCGAAGCCAAAGGCCGCCAAGGCCAAAGCGGUGAAGCGUAACGAAGCGUGGCGCCCGGCGAACCACCUCUUGGCCAACAAGGGCUACACUGCCAAGCCCAAGGCUGCCGGUCCACGGCGUACGACCACAUGGUGGAGCUCGAAGAAGCAGGAUUUCGUCCGUGGCAGCUGCCGCUUAGUCUUGGACGCCAGCCUGGCCAAAGGCAGCCCUGCCGUGGUCGGAGCCCUGGCGGGCAGCGAGCUUUGGCAGCGCGUCUGGCGCGUGGACAUGCCCUGCGAGGCCUCCGAAGAGAUGCCAACUUGCCCCAUUUGCCUUGGUGAGCCAGAGCUGAUUCGAACACCUCCCUGCGGCCACGUGAUUUGCUUGCUUUGCGCCCUGCGCCAUCACCGUGCCUCGAUUGGCGCUUGGUCACCCGGCUCACUGAAGCAGGCUUGCAAAUGCCCGGUGUGCAGUCAGGCCCUGCGCCUGGAAGACCUGCGCCCUGUGCGUCUGGAACUCCAGCACCUUCCGAAGCCGGAGGAAGGUGGCACGCUGGUCUUUAGCCUGGUGCGGCGCACGGGGCUGCACUACCUGAGCAUGGCGGACGACACGCUGCCCCGUGGCUGCCAGCCUCACCUACCUCAAGAAGGGGAGCCAGGAGCCGCCUUUGCCCGGCGCAUCUUCGGCGAUCCGGAUCUCUACGAAAGCAGCAUCCACGAAGAUCUGCGGGUACUGGAGUCCCACGCAGCGAGUGGCGAGGAGGCUCCACUCGUCAACUCUGCCAUCGAAGCUCUCCAGACCCGCCUCAUGUCGCCCCCGAAGGGCACGCAAGGUUUGAAGGAGGCAGCAAGCGAGUCCGCCAGUUCAGAGACUCUGGUCUUCUAUCAAAGCUCUGACGGGCAACUGAUCUUUCUCGAGCCUUACUUGAUGAAGCAGCUUCUCUCACAGCACAGGACUUGGGCUCAGCUGCCUUCGAGGAUCACCUUGCGCCCACUACGAGCCAUGCGCCAGGAGCCACUCACUGACCAGAUGAAGCAAAGGCACCGCUUCUUGGCGCAUCUCCCGUCGGACGCAGCUGGGAGCCUUAUAGCCUUUGCCGACGGCGACAUUGAAGGCGACUCCGGGGGGCCGGAGGAGACCGGGAAAGGCGGAAGGAAAGGCCGCCAUCGCAACCGGCGGAAGGAGCACAGGCCAGCAAAAGAGGGGCGAAGCCGCCACAACUCAAUGGAGGGACCGUCGGAGCAGGACGUGCAGGCCGGCGACGCAGACGAGGCUGCUGCGAGCCGCGAAGUCCAGGAUCCUCAAGGAGACUCUGCAUCUUUGGCAUCGCAAAGCAUUGACACCGGAGACUUGGCUGCUGAAGAUCGUCGACCAUCCGACUUCGAUGCGUGCAAGGUAGAUGCAGAGGUACAGAGCCACAGGCAGUCGCUGGAGGAGAGCCUGACCACAUCUGACAACCUUCCAAGCGUCUACUCCUUCCAGCCUUCCACCGGCUCCUUGCGAGUGGAUGGCGAGGAGGUUGCGAUCUUCCGCGCAGAGGCGGUCUCCACCAUGCCUUUCCCCAAGCUCAUCGCCGAGAGGCCGACCAAGUCCAGCCUUGCGUCGUGCGUGACCAUUGUGAGUGGUGAGAUCAUCGAGGAGAUCCAGAAAGCAUCCAACGCUGGUGCUGUCUUCGUGCUGCCGUCUCAGCUCAAUGGUGCAGAGUACCCGAUGCACAACUACAUCGUUGACCAGAUCUACAAGUACAAGUACGACAAGACCGGGGGGCCCAGGGGCCAGCUGGCAGUCCAUCCUGCUGUUGGCCAGUUCGUUCUGGACAAUGCAGCCUGCGACAAGAGAACCCUCGGCCUCGACGCCACGGACGCAGCCCUGGCCGCUGCCAAAGCUUCCCCGACGUGGCCAUCAGGGUACAACUUGCACGUGAAAAACGGAUACAUGGCUGUGCCCCACUGCCCCGCCUCGAGCCAGGAAGCGGUGCUCGCCAACCUGCGCUCUUCCCUGCACAAAAUGCGCUGCCUCUCCGCGUGGGGAGUGCCUGCUGCGGGUCUGAGGCCAGACCUCCAGGAUUUUUCCGCGGCAGCGCACAAGGUCCAUAUGGUGUAUGCCUCCGCCAUUCCUGUCAAGGCAUACCUCAAUGCCGGCAACAUGGAUGUCGCAUUUCAGGAGGAGAUCAGCCGCCUUGUGAUCCUUAGCCAAUACUUCGGCGCUCUUCGCCUGGCGGCUGCGGCGGCAACACCGCCCGCAAAGCAGCGCGUGGUGCUGAUGCCUUUGGGAGGCGGCGUUUUUAACAACCGAGCCGAGGUGAUUGUGGGAGCGUUGGUCACCGCACUCCAGGUGCUGGCUGCCCAGGGCGUAGAUGUUUCGAGGCUGGACGUCCGGCUACUGGCCUUCCGGGGCAGCGCUGGCGAGCAGGAGCGCAUGUCGAAGCUCUUCCGCAGCUUCUCGUCCGAAGCGCCGGCGGCGCCCGCGGCGCUCGCGGCGCCCGUGGUCUCGGUGGCCCCUCCGGCCGUCACGACAGCGGCCCCGGCGCCACCCAUCCCACCUGCAGCGCGGGUGGAGCCUUCGGAGCCACGCUCCUCGACCGGCGAGGCGCGCGCGGUACGCGCGCCCGCGGAGCGGGCCGAGCCCAGCUCCGAACCCAGCCGCCGCGAAGAGCCCCCGGCGCCGAAGGAAACCAAGGAAACCUCGGAAGCCAAAGCUGUUGGGCCCAAGCCGGCUCCAUCAAAGCCCAAGAGGUCAGUCCUGGACAUGCUCCUGGGAUCUGACAGCCAGUGA
Messenger RNA from Symbiodinium natans, 2901 nucleotides. The record is from the annotation of a GenBank genome assembly. NCBI's taxonomy places the organism in Eukaryota, Dinophyceae, Suessiales, Symbiodiniaceae.